Messenger RNA from Zychaea mexicana, 489 nucleotides. RefSeq lists its product as uncharacterized. Lineage: Eukaryota; Fungi; Mucoromycota; Mucoromycetes; Mucorales; Lichtheimiaceae. The transcript has 4 exons. The coding region runs from base 1 to 489 and encodes 162 amino acids. The record is from RefSeq and is a predicted model, not a curated record.
AUGCUUGAUAUUGCUCUGUUUGCUGAUACCUUGACCGAAAUAUUACGACAGCAACUUGACAACAGCAACCGGAUCAAUUUCCCCCUGGACAAAGCAUUCCAUUUCGACAAUCGCAUAUGCUAUGUGCUGUGCCUUUGUCCCCAUGUCGAAUUCAGCUCAAAGCAAGCGGAGGAAGAGUUCACCAAUUACCUACAACUGUCAAAGCGUCCCACGGCCAUCGACAACAUCGAUGAUGAGAUGCAGAAAAUGCCUAUGGACGGCAGCAGUAGUGUUAGUGUUAGUAGUAUCAGUAAUGGCGCUCUUCAACGAUUGAUGUCGUCUAGCCGAAGGCAGGAUGAGCUACAUAGAGGAUUUUAUGCCGAUAUGAUCAAGCGUUACAACGGCAGUGGAAGCGAUACUUGGACUCGAUUCUUUAAUGACAUCAAGGCUAACUCGAGCAAAUUGCGAUUUACUUACGGUGUUCAUCACCGAUACAAGUCAAUUAGCUAA